ACAAAAAUAACCAGACGCGACUGACGCGCGUGGCGCUUUAAGAACAUUGAGAAUAGACGCGAACGUGUAACCUCACGCACUACAAGAACCAGCGUAGCCCCGCACGCUAAGCCAGGCGGUGUAAACACAACUCCAGGAACAUGAAAAGAUCGGGUGACAGUGAGGGGGAGAAGAGAAGAAAGAAGAGAAGGUUACUACAGGAGCUGGGAGACCAAAAGAUCCCCUUUCGAGGACCUUCUGAUCAGGGUUUUCAGCAACUGUGGGACUCCAGUUACUCCGGCCUGGUUCUGAGGAGAGCCUGCUCGUUGCCUGCUGAGCUCCACUGCAGAGUCCAGGCCGCUCUGCUCACCCUGCGCAAGAAGGGCUGCCUCUUGAGGGAUCUGGUCCGUGUCCGGGACCGGGACGUCUUUACCUCCGUGUCGCGGGCUCUGCUGGGUGAGCCGGGCCAUACCUACCGCUACCUGGACACAAGGCUCUUUGCCAUCCCCUGGCACAAUGAGGACUCUGAGGUUAAAGGGCAAAACUGUUGCGACCCCGGUCUGAGAGCAGCCUGCAAAGCCUUGUGGGAGCUCAACACCUUCUUCUGCUUGGAUGUAUCUCAGCUGAAAGAAGGGGACAGGCUAACGCAAUGUACGAAGUUGGUUCAGGACGUAGAACCCAAGGUGAGUGAGGAGACUGACGUAGAGUCCAAACACAGCGAGGACUCCAGGAACAGUGAAGGAGCGGAGUCGGAGUCCAGGCAGAGCGAGGAGGGGGACACGGAGUCCAAGCACAGCGAGGAGUGGGACGUGGAGUCUAAACACAGUGACGAAGGCUGUUCAGCAUCAAAAAGGGAAAGCGAGUGGGAGACGGCGUCCAAACAUAGCAGUGAAGAGGGAGAAUCCACACAGGGCAAGGAGACCGAUUCCGGGUUGGAACAUAGUGAAGGAAAAUGUCCCACCUUGGCACUUAAGACCGCCGGUGUAUUGCCAACAAGAGGCCGAGGGGAGCUACAUGUGGCUCAUCUCAAACACAGCCUCUCAGAUUACCACAUUGAGGACAAGGGGGAAUCAGGGGGUUGUUCUGAGCCCAGCCCGCUGCAGGGAUUCACCGGAUCAGCUCAGUUCAAUGUCACCUUACUCAACUACAUGGACCCUGCAGCCAUGAGUCAGCUUAAAGAGGAGCCCUAUUACGGCAUGGGGAAAAUGGCUGUAGGGUGGCACCACGACGAGAACCUGAUCAGUCGCUCGCCAGUGGCUGUUUACAGCUACAGCUGCCAUGACAACGAAGGCGAGAGCAGUGAAGGCGGCGGCGAGAAGGCGAGCUGGAGGAUUGGGCUUAAGGUGGCCUGGGACAUCCACACACCUGGCCUAACGCUGCCCCUCCAGUCUGGGGACUGCUAUUAUAUGAGAGAUAACCUGAACAGCACCCACCAGCACUGCGUCCUCCCCGGAGACACUGCUCGCUUCAGCUCUACCCACAGGGUGGCAGAGUGUUCCACUGGGACUCUGACCUACAUCCAGUCACAGUGCCAGGAGGCCCUGUCCAACCUGCACACGGACCCUGAGACCGGCUCCCACAGCCUGUUGACCCUGAGGCCCGCCACCAUGCAACACUGCGAGGAGAUCCACAACGAGGUGGAGUUUGAGUGGCUGCGACAGUACUGGUUUCAGGGCCAGCGCUACACGCGCUUCUGCAGCUGGUGGAGCAAUCCCAUGGAAGAGCUGGAGAAGGACUGGAAGCUCAUGGAAACCAUGACCAUGCUGUUCUUGUCUAAAGUGGAGGAGGAGGAGGAGGGGCAGGUGGGCGAGGGUAGGAGAGACAUGGCAGAGACGCUCCUGUCUGCAUUGAUAGACAGACACCAGCAAAGACAGACAUGGAGAGAAAGUGUCUGGGUGAGCGAAGGUGGGCGUUGACAUCGGUGACGCACCUGUCAUGAAUUGUAAUCAUCAGCCUUUUUAGGGGGCACUGUGACAGUGUGUGGGCGUCGGAAUAUUCACUCGUUUUUGCCCCGUGUUUGCCGCCGACGUCUGACCUCUGUCCCAAUUUAGGUUCUCGACGAUUAUACCACACGGACCUUUUGUCGUGUCUCCCUGCGUUAUCUGUUUUUUGAUUCUCUCUGGUUGUGAGUCCCUUUAGCUUAGUAUGUCUCACCAUCACAUGCUCUGUCGUUGAAUUAAAAUUUUUCGGACCUCUUACCUAGUCUUUUUUUGGGGAUUUGCCCUUACUUACGGCAUUGCCGUCCGUGACAAUUUGACUUUUUGCUACAAACAUAUUUUUAUGUUUCAUUUGAAAUGUCAUUCAGUGUUUACUUGUUUGCAUAUGAGAUAAGUACUUUUGUUUAGUUUUGUUCCCUUACUGCACCAAGUUGAACAGAACCAGCACCUUGAAACCAAAGACUGUUCCAAUCUGAGUAAUUAACCAUCCAAGUACAUGUGUUCUCACUUGUUGUGUGGUCGAGGCAAUGGAAGGAAUGAUUAUGAGCCUCAUGUUUGUUUCCUCGCAUCUGCUUGACUGAGUCAUGAGAAGAACUGCGGUGCCAUGUGGGAGUAAAAAUGCCACUCAGCGUCCCCUGGAUAUUUAAAGAGUUUUACUGCACAGACACUCGCCCAUUAAGCUUUUUUUAAUUUAUUUUUUUAAUAUGGUAACAGGAUUUUCUCUUUGCGGUGAAGAGUCGGGCAGAAGAAACGGGUUUACGCUUGUUUUACUAGUAGUGGGGGAAAAUAAGAACAUUCUUGGUGGUUCAACCCAACAUCCCAGAGAACUGAUGGAAUAUGAUUGGGUCAGAAUGUGUGACAGGCAAUGCGCAACAAAUGUUAGGGGUGAGUGUAGCGCUUUUGGAAUAAUCAGUGGGUGUGCUCCCAUAAAUGCGUUGGUUACAGCUUCUCUUGCGAUUAUCUUCUAAACGUUUUGUUCCCAUGCAAAUAAACUACAUUCCUCCAUUACGUCUUAGGUAGGUUGUGUUUUCUUUCUGAUUCGCUUAAUGAUAAACACAUUUUCUUUGUGACAAAAUUGUGUUGUAAAAUGUUUUUAGUAGAUCUCUGUUCCUCCAAAUUUAACAUCAUCUGUAUUGAGACUCGGCGACUGGUUAUCACACCUGCCUCACAGUUCGGAGGAACCAGGUUCAAAUCUGGCCUCGCCUGUGUGGAGUUUGCAUGUUCUCACCGUGGCUGCGUGGGUUUUCUCCGGGUACUCCGGUUUCCUCCCACAUUCCAAAAACAUGCAUGCAGGUUAAUUCUGCGUAGGUGUGAAUGUGAGUGCAAAUGGUUGUUUGUUUAUAUGUGCCCUGCGAUUGGCUGGCAACCAGUUCAGGGUGUACCCCGCCUCUCGCCCAGAGUCAGCUGGGAUAGGCUCCAGCAUGUCCUCAACCCUCGUCAGGUUAAGUGGUACGGAAAAUGGAUAGAUGGAUGUAUUUAGACUCAUUGCAAGAAAAAUGUUGGUUCAGUAUAGGGUUUUGACACUUCAGUCUAAGAUUACACACAUUUUCAGAAAGCUUUUUUAUAGAGGGCUUAAGAAGGAAAAGCCCCUUUCCUUUUGUGUAGUGGACCACUAUCCAACAUUACUCUGCAUUUUUCAUUGAAUAAUGAAUGACUUGUAAUGACAACCCUGACAUAUACAGGACUUAGCUAGUGAUGAUUUGCAGAACCAAAUUAGGAUAUUUUGUUUUUCUUUUAUUGCCAUUGCAGUUGCAGUCUUAAAGCCAACAUAAAGUCACCAUUUGCGAUAUCUCUAAUUAGUAUGGAAGAGUAUUGGUGCCACACUGGGAAAAACAAAGUGUAACAUUAGAUGGAAUGUCAUAAUAUUAAAAGAUAUUUUUUCUUGUAAUAUUUUAACUGAAUUUUCAUAAUAUAAUUCAUGUCCCGAAAUAAAUCGCAUAAUAUGAGUACUUUAAUAUCGUGACAUUUUUACCAAACUUUAUUCCCCAAAAAUGAUUAUUAUUUUUGUCUCGUCAUAUUAUCGCCACAUUUUUGGUUUUUGCAUAUUACAACUUCUGUCAUGUACAAUUAUGGCUUAAUUAAAAAAAAAAAAAAAAAAGGGUGUUAUUAUACUGUUAUUCUCUUAAAAUUCAUUUAUUUUUCAUGGUAUUACAACAAGUCACUGAUGGUGUAGUGGUGCAUUUGCCUGACUUUGGUGCAGGCAGUGUGGGUUCAGUUCCCACUGUGACGGUGUGAAUGAGAGUACAAAUGGUUGUCCAUGUCUGUAUGUGCCCUGUGAUUGACUCGCGACCAGUUCAGUGUGUAGUCCGCCUUUCGCCUGAAGUCAGCUGGGAUAGGCUCCGGCACCCUCCGACCUAGAACAGGAUAAGCGGUGUUGAGAAUGGAUGGAUGGUAUUACAACGUUACAUUAGCGGAUAUUUAUCUUCUUUUUUAUUUAUUUAUUUAUUUUUUUAUAUUACAACUUGAAAAUUGUAAUUAUUUUAAUGACUUUAUUCUCCUAAAAUUAAACAAUUGUAAUAUUACAGAUUUAUUUGGUCAAGUACAACCUUUUUUUCUUCAAUACUGCAAUUUCAUCCAUCCAUCUAUUUUCUGUACCGCUUACCCUCACUAGGGUCGUGGGCGAGCUGACGCCUAUUCCAGCUGACUCUGGGCGAAAAUUAUGACACGUUGUUCUCAUAAUAUUAGGAUCUUGUUUUCAUUGUAUCUUACUUCAUAUUCUUAAUAUUUCAAAUUUAUUCCUGGAAUUCCACAACUCUAUUCUUGUUGUGGGCGAGUGGUUAGCAUAUUUGCCUCACAGUUCUGAGGUUGGGAGUUUGAAUCCCUGUUCUGGCCUUCCUGUGUUUGCAUGUUCUCAUCAUGCUUUUUCUCCAUGUACUCCGGCUUCCUUCCAGAUUCCCAAAACAUGCAUGUUAGGUUAAUUGUAGACUCUUAAUUGUCUUUUGAUGUGAAUGAGAGUGUGAAUGGUUGUUUGUCUAGACAGUAAAUCUGCCUAGCGAUUGGCUGCUGAUCAGUUCAGGGUGUACAUCGCCUCUUUCCCAAAAUCAGGUGGGAUAGGUUGCAGCUCACCCGCAACCCUAGUGAGGAUAAGGGCUACAGAAAACGGUUGAUGUCCUUGUUUUUCAAAUUUUUUUCUUUUCACUGCGCCCACUUAUACUCAGCUCUCCCUGUCUAGAUUAGAUUGUGCAGACGUAGCUAGAAUGCUUUUCAUAAUAUAAUUUGUUGUCACUAAAUGAAUGUUAGCAUUUGGUGUUUUUCCUUCGACUGAACAAAAGUCAUGCCCAAUGUGUUCUAUAAAUGCAUAGCCACAUGCAAGACGUGCCUCAUGUUCAUCGCCUCCCUUUUACCUCUGCCAUCCCACCUGGCACGCACCCACACACACACACACGCACACACACACCUACACACAACGCUCACACUCUUUCCCUCUCUUUAAUUAUAACCUACAGCGCUGGAGCACUUCAUUUCAUAGGCAGCAUAUUGUCUCUUCAAGGCUGGCAGGCAGGUCAUAAAUUAUCCUGAAGGUGAGGAUGGAAGUUGGAGGAGAUAGUUAUGAAAAUUUCAUCUGUCUGCCGUAGCGGCCGCAGCUGCUCCUGUCACCAGCCGUGCGUUGGAGAAAUUACACCGGGUCAGACUCGUGCGUGUGCGUGUGUGUGUGUGUCUUCGUGUGGGCGUGUGUAGGUAUGAGUGUGUGUGUGUGUGUGUGUGGAGCGUGCGUGUGCCCCACAUAAAUAAAUACUCUACAUGUGAACAGUAACACCUCAUAGUUGUGCAUCAUCCCUGUUUGCGUGUGGGGACAAUAUGUGCAGUGGGUCGCCCGGUAAAACCCGCCUGUCAGUGUUAGGGAACAUCUCUGGCGUCCCUGUCACCUCAGGGUCCUGAAGCAGGGGGGUUGCGGCAAGGGUGGCUAGGACUUGGUGAGAGGUAGCACGAGCUCAAGGGGCGGUCCCCAAGCUGUCUGUGUUCAUUACCUCUACGAGAAUGGGAUGCAGCCGGCAGGAGGCCAGACCUUUAGUCGCCACCGACUGUGAUCAUCUGCCGCUUCACAAGUGUGCACGAGCGCCCACAUGGGUAUGAAUGAGUAUACACAUUUAGGCUGGAUGUUCGUAGUUCACAUUUGAAUGAUGGAUUUUGCAUGUGUGUUGGUGACAAUCCCUUUAUAGAAUAUACAUUUAGUCAGCGUUACCAAAUAUGGAUCUAAAUGUAAGAAUAGGAUUAUUUAGUCGACACAGACACUAAAAUCCUUACUUUAUCACUGCAUCUUAGAAUGGAAUGUAAUGGAAUGAAAUAUACAUUUUUCUGAUACAUCAUUGUUACAAAUCUAUAUUUUAAAAAAGUUACUAAAAUUUAAUUAAAUUAAUUAAAUUUGUAAUAACAUUUUUAUUUCCUCAGCUAAGGCUUUUCAUUUUUUCCAUUUUUUUGUUUGUUAAUGUAUUUGUGUGCACCUAUAAAUAUAUUCAUUCAUUCAUUUUCCGUACCGCUUAUCCUCACUGGGGUCGCAAGCAUACUGGAGCCUAUCCCAGCUGACUCUGGGCGAGAGGCGGGGCACACCCUGAACUGGUCUCCAGCCAAUCACAGGGCACAUAUAGGCAAACAACCAUUCACACUCACAUUCACACCUACGGGCAAUUUAGAGUUGUCAAUCAAGCUACCAUGCAUGUUUUUGGGAUGUGGGAGGAAACCGGAGUACCAGGAGAAAACCCACACAGGCAAGGCCGGAUUUGAACCCGGUUCCUCAGAGCUGUGAGGCAUAUGUCCUAAACAGUCACUACCGUGCCGCCCCUAUAAAUAUACAUACAAAAGAUAAAAGAAUAUUUAUUUUAAAAAAGAAUUUAUUUUCAUACAGUAAAUACAUACAAAUGCAUGAAGAUACACAUUUCUACUAAAAUAAAAUAAAAACAAUUAUGGCAAAAAAUAAAUAAUACAUAUAUUCAUACAAAUAAAGCAAAUGCUCCAGUAAUCAAAUCGACAAAUACAAUGAAUACAUAUGAAUAAAUAUAUAUUUUUAGAAAGAAAAAAUUCUAAUUUCAUAUUAAUUGCUAAAUAUUUGUUCAGAUAAAAUAUAUUUUUUUCAAGUUAAUACAAUACAUUAAUAAGAUAGCUACAUGUAAAAUGAAUAAUGUGAGCAAGUUUUAUUAAAAAUAAUAAAUCCAAAAUAUUCUACAAUGGACGAAAAUCCUAUCUUCUGUAUCUGCAAUUGUAUUUUUAUAAAUCUUAGCAUGUUUCGUACAGGUCUGAUUCACACGUCUCCAAUUUAAUAGAGCGUUCAAUUUAAUAUCAGUAUCAAUGUCACAUUCUCUCAGAUGUCCAUCCAUCCAUCCAUUUUCUGAGGCGCUUCUCCUCACUAGGGUCGCGGGCGUGCUGGAGCCUAUCCCAGCUGUCAUCGGGCAGGAGGCGGGGUACACCCUGAACUGGUUGCCAGCCAAUCGCAGGGCACAUAGGAACAAACAACCAUUCACACUCACAGUCAUGCCUACGGGCAAUUUAGAGUCUCCAAUUCAUGCAUGUUUUUGGGAUGUGGGAGGAAACCGGAGUGCCCGGAGAAAAUCCCACGCAGGCACGGGGAGAACAUGCAAACUCCACACAGGCGGGGCCGGGGAUUGAACCCGGGUCCUAAGAACUGUGAGGCUGACGCUCUAACCAGUCGCCCACCGUGCCGCCUCUCUCAGAUGUCAUCAAACCAAAUUGUACUUUGUCAGGAUUGCAUAAGAUUGAUUCUGUUCGUUUAUUUCCCGUCUGUAUCUAGAUAGAAUUUUACUAUCCUAGAUAGUAGGAUGAGCUCCUAUAUGACCCAGCAUGGUCAAAAAACAGAGGCAAGGUUAUGCUACUGCCAACUUGUUUAAUUUACAGAGAAGUAAGGCCACAGGAGGGGGAAAAAAACAUGAUUGCUUCAAAACAGCACAGGAAAGCUCUGAGUGCUCUUGUUAUAUUUUCUUUUCGUAAAAAUGUUGUGGCUUCCAUCAUAGCUGUUGAGCAGCCAUUCAAAGUCCCCGAAUAUGUUUUUUAUCCCAAUAAAGACUGAAUGUGCAGUUCUGCUGUGGGACUUUCUUGACACAACAGCUCCUCAGCCAUUCCGAGUGGUAAUUAGCGAGAGAAUAAAGAAAAGAAAAACACAAUAAAACUCCCCCCACUCGCCCACCUAUCAUCCAACUCCCCCUUCCCCAAUGCCAAUCUGCCAGUCCCUGCAAAAAUUCUAUUAGGGGCAAAGUCCAAAGCUGUUAAUUACAAUUCUAACUAGCUUGCCUCCUGACGAAUGGAUGGCGAUGUCGGAUAAAGGGGAUAUCAGCGAUUUCACUUCCUCGUACAAAGGCUCCCUCUGAAAUGGGUCAUCAAUCCCGCAGUGAUAAAUGUCUGCUGGAGUAAUGACUCUCUUAUCGGUGGCGGAUUACUGCAGAUAUUUGUAAUUAGUGUUGCCACACAAGUCCCCGACAGAUGUUUUUGCAGGCGGCACAAUAUUGAAACCUCGCAUUGAUGCUAAAUGGGAACUUUGUGGGAAUAAUAGGGCGAGUUACAGCCAUUGUAGUGCUGGAGCCGGAGUACUCGAUCUGUGGGAAAGCGUCUUUGGCUAACUGAGCUCAGCGGUCACGUGACGAGUUAGCCUAAUUCACUUAAAAAGUGUCCUCUUUUGAGCUGAUGUUUGUAACUAAUAAUAUUUUCCCCAAAGUAAUUGACUGAUAUUUUAUUUAUGGUUUUAAUGAUACCACAUGUACAGAUGACAGCUUCAAAAUCCUGUUGAUGGUUAAUAGUUUGGCAGUUCAGGCCUCAAAUCUGAGUUUAGGCCUUCCUGUGAGGAGUUUGCUUGUUUUACAGUGGGUUGCUCUGGCUUCCUCCCAAAUCCCAAAAGCUUGCAUGUUAUCGUCAUUGAAGAGUCACAGGUGUGAAUGUGUGUGUGUGUGUUAAAGGUUGUCUGUAUUUGUCCCCUGCGACUGAUAGAAAACGUUUUGACAUUUUUCUUGAUCUCUUCUUUUUAUAUCACAGAAACCUGACUUUUGAACAGGUGUGGAGACUUUUUUUUUUUUUUUUUUAGAUCCUCAUUAACGAAUGUCUAUGCCACCUGCAAAUGCAUUUUUUCCACCGUUUUUACUAUGGCAGUGUAAAAGUGAAUUAUACUUUAUUCCCUCUUCAGCUUUCAACUAAAAAUGUACAUCCCAAAUUCCUUUAUCCAAAAUAUUUUUACAAGACCUUUGUGUCUAGAGUCUACGUUGGUUUUGUGUUCUAAGGUCAAAAUACGCACUUACCAAUGCCCAACAUAACCACCCACCCUACCUACCUACAGACACAUGCAAGGACCCCCUGCCUCUGACAGACGUGUAAGCAGAUGCAGCCAGAGCCAGUAAUGGCAGGUGAUUAUAAGCGCCACACGUGCCAAACUAAUUAAACCCCUGAGUUGACAGCAGCAUUUGGUACCCCCGGCAUCCUGGCAGGCCGGGCAUUAAGAUAAUUGUAGCAGCAGCACAAUUCACCUGCGAGAAUGCGGCCAACGUGGUCAUUUAUAUUUCAGCAGGAUGUUGCUAUAGAGGCUGCAGCAUUGAUUCACAUGACGUGUGGUAAACUGUGUAAACAGAUGGGCCCUGCCUUUAUGAGACAAUGUGUUUUAUACAUUGCACUGACAGUGAUCAAUAUGUUCAUACAUGAGUGUCAUCUACUAGUAAGAUUAGAAACUCGAUGUACAGACUUGAUCAUAUCUGACUGUUUUCCACUGGUACCAAUCACAUAAUUUUGUUUAUAUGAGAACGUUGUAUUUUGUACAAAAGAAUUGUGCUGUAAUUAAUACAAUCAAUUUUAGUCUUUAAAAAAAAAAAAAAAAAAAAGAUGGCCGAGACCUUCUUAGGCUUGGGAACCAUAUUUGGUAACGUAGACACCACAUGCCUUAUCAUAGGGCACAUUAUAAUACAGAAAAAUCACAUGAUUUCUCCCAGCCAGUUAGCAGAAAAAAAUAAUAACGUUAAAUUAAAAUAAAAUACAAAGUAAAAUAACAUUAUAUAAAAUUAAAUUAAAUACUGUUAAAAAAAGGAUAUAGUAACAAUUAUUAACACGUAAUGCUAAAAUACAGCCUAUCAAGGAUUGAUUAUAUUUUAAUUCUUAAUAUAGUUGAUAUUAAUGAUAAAAUGUACAAACCAAUAUUGUAAAUGAACCACUUUGCCCACCUUAAGCACAUACUCUGCUUAACCGUCCAUUUUCUAUACCGCUUAUCCUCAAUAAGGUCGCGAGCGUGCUGGAGCCCAUCACAGCUGACUCUGGGCGAGAGUACUUUACAUAUCACAUUUUCUAAUCUCUAAGACUGAAGACCUUAGGAAAUUAUCAUAACUGGAGGAAAAUGUUGCCAAACUGAAGGAACAGUUGUAGAAAAUAUAGUUGUAAAAAAUAAACAAGCAAAAAAAAAAAAAAAAAAAAAGUCCAUGCCCUAGAAGUUUGAUUAAAUUGAAAAAUAAAUAAAUUGAAAAAUAUUGACACUUUGGCCAUUUUCACAUUAGGGUGUUCUCACUUUUUGUUGCCAUUUUGAGGGGACAGGAAAUGUACACAUGCUGUACCACAUUUAAGCAAAGUGUCAUUUCUUCAGUGUUGUCCUGUAAAAAGAUAACACAAAUGGGAGAGCUGCGCACACGUUGUGAGCGGGUUAGGGUUUCCAGUCUUUUAUACAGCCUUUAUAUGGAAAUAAGUAUGAGUGUGUUCUAUGUAAUCAUGCGCAUUGUAAAUUUAAACUUGGGAUCAUCUUGCUGGACUUCCUCUUUGCGUCUUCAGUGGGUCACGGUGAGACAAGGACAAGUCAUCACUUCUCCAGCUGGUGGGUGGGACGCCUGCAGUCGUCCUCUUAAAGGUCACGCUUUUGCCAGGAGGACGCCCACCUGCGCACAUUCUGUGCAUGGCUACACAUAUACCUCUCACACACACACCUGGACUGUUAAGUAAGUCGCGAAACAUUCCUCCAGUUGUGUGAAAACUAGUCGGAGUGAUUCAUGUGAUGGCCCGGUGCUAUGGAGCAGGUGUGGCCCGGCCCAGGUGCACGGUUGUUGCACUCUGCUCGCACGGUGUGUGCUCUCCAGGUGAAAGGUAAAUGCGAUACACUGUCAGCUUUUGCACCAUUAUGUGAGGAACUGAACUGGCGAGAGGCCUCGGCGUGCACUGUCAGUGCUGUGGUUUGGCUGUGUUCUCGGGUGAGGUCCCCAGACACGGGUGAGGUCCCGUGUGUGUUCCCAAGCUGUCAAGCAAUGGGGUGCGUUCGUUCUAUGACUGUUUUCCCACGGGGUGGCCAUGUUUGGUUGUGGUUACUUGCAUAUAGGUAUGAUAAUCAUUUCAGUUUAAAUUCCAACUUCAAGAUACUCCGGGCACUUUAACACUGUCUUCUCUUUCUCUUACUGAUGAUGCAGCAUCGGGAGCAACUCGGGGUUCAGUAUCUUGCUCUGUUCCACACAUAUAAGUAAUCAUCAGGUGCUCCCGCAUCACUAAAACAAAUGCAAAUUAGGUUAACCGAAGUCUGAAUGGAAGUGGGUUGUUUGUCUACAGUACACAGUGUGUGCCCUGUGAUUAUUUGGCAACCAGUCCAAGGUAUACUCUGCCUCUCGUGCUAAAGUCAGCUGGGAUAGGCUGCUGCUCACCCGUAACCUGAUGAGCAACAACAAAUCCAGCAACUUUUCUUGGACACUUCUGGACAGAAACUCUGAGAUUCCCUCCAUAGCAGGGAAUACUGUGUGCAGAAUGCAAAUGAAUGGCAUGUCUGCGUAGCCACUUCUGGAUAAUUUAACCAAAUACAUUCACUUGGUUGUGUAAUUUCAAACUGGAGGGAUGGGCAGGCACUAUCUGUAAUCCCAACUAUCUGUAAAUAAACAAUUAAAAAUGUGAUUUUCAUAAUAUGUUCCCUUAAAAUUACGUUUUUUAGAUCAGUUUAUUGAGCCAUGACACAUACAGUAUUUUAUACCAUAAAAAUCUCACGGCACACCACUAACCAAAAAUGUCACAAAAAGUGUGUACACUAAAAAUAAUGAUGAUCACCACCCGAUUUACUCACAAUCUGUGUGAAAUCAGGGCCUGGUGAACAAUCAGGGCCUGAAUGGCAACAAGUGGACACAUAUGUCAAUUGUACCUUCCGCCAUGAAGAGAAAGAGCAUUGAAUUGUUCUGCCUGUCACAGUAGGUUACUGGCAUAGAUAGAUAAACAAUGAUACAUUAUUUGUAGUAAAUAAAUAAUACUUUCCAGAGCAAUUAAAUUGAAAUUACCUUGGCACACGCCAUGAUCUCUCACAACACACUCGUGCCACGGCACACGGGUUGCGAAUCACUGAUUUAGAUAGUCGGAGUGAGUUCACUUACUGUGAAGCAAUAAUAUAGCUGCGUUCUGUUCUCUUUCAGGCUAAAGUUGCCGCCUUGUUGUCAUUUGGCAGUGAUUUGAACCCUUGCUGGCAUAAAGUGCAAACGGAGGUGUCACUGAUAACAGCGACACAAAUCUGUGUGGCUGCAGAAAGACAACAUUUGUAUUGUGACCUCUUUUUUUUCCCCCUGCCGUAUUAUCAUCAUCACUAGAUAGAAAUAUCUCACUUCAUCGACGUGUUAAUGAGAACAGACUCGGCAGCGGCACUCGCAGAUGCCUAUCAAAGGGCAGAAAACAAAAAGAGAGUGUAAGUAAAUACGGACUGUAAUUAGUAUGACAAGGCUGAAAGAAGAGAUAAAGCACGCAGACCGCUUCCAGGGUCUUUUUUUUUUCUUUUUCUUUUUUUUUCUCUUCCAGAAACCCUCGCUUGCACUUGCAGGCUGGGAAAAAAUCAAAAGGUUUUAAUCAGCUUGCUACAGCACAUAAUGAGGAGCCACUAAGCCGCAGCUAUCCGCCGCCAUCGGCCACUUACACUUGCGUCUUCAAAGAGCUUCACCCAAUUAUUACACUGUGCAUUCAAACCUAACAAGUCUAUGUUAUGUUACUGCAAUAGACCCGCAGUACUGUACUGUAUUAGAUGUGUUGUUUUAGUGACGCUGUAAUGACCGUGCAGGACUAGGAUGCCACUCAGUGGAGCACAGACCUCCGCCAAGGCGGUGGAAAAAUACAUUUGUUCAUGAGCAAGCUACUUCCUGGAUCAUGGAGGAUGAAAAACAGAUGGGUUGUACCAUUAUAAUUGUGUAGCAGUGGGCAGUCAUUGACGUCAUAGUGAAACAGUGACUGUAAAUUCCUUACAGUGGUGACAUUUUUGGAGUUUUCAAUUGAACAUAACACGUCAACACACAAACCUGAACCUCCCCGGAUCAACCACUCCAGAAAUGACCUAUUUUGAUCAUUCAGAGCUACCAUAUCCCUCACUCAGCAAUGCUAAAAAUGAACUAAAAAAAGCUGUGCAGGAAUAUUCUGCCAAUAUAUGUGCUAAAUUGUGAGUUAAACGUCAGUCUGAGGAGGAAUAAAAUUUCUGAUGACCUAAUAGCUGGCUCCGGUCAUGACAAACAGGGACUUUUGCUAUUACAGAUAUAUAAGUAAGAGUCCCUCUAUUGGAAGUAUUGGAACGGCAAGGUCAAUUCCUUUGUUUUUGUUGUAUACUAAAGACAUUUGGGUUUCGGAUCAAAAGUUGAAUAUGAGACAAAAGUACAGAAUUCCAGCUUUUAUUUCAUGGUAUUUACUGGUACAUCUAGAUGUCUUAAACAACUCAGGACAGAGCAAAUUUUGUUUGGACCCACCCACUUUUCAAGUGAGCAAUAUAUACAGUGGGUACGGAAGGUAUUCAGACCCCCUUAAAAUUUUCACUAUUUGUUAUAUUGCAGCCAUUUGCUAAAAUCAUUUAAGUUCAUUUUUUUUCAUUAAUGUAUGCACAGCACCCCAUAUUGACAGAAUAAAAUGAAAUUGGUGACAUUUUUGCAGAUUUAUUAAAAAAGAAAAACUCAAAUAUCACAGAGCCAUAGGUAUUCAGACCCUUUGCUCAGUAUUUAGUAGAAGCACCCUUUUGCGCUAAUACAGCCAUGAGUUUUUCACACCUGGAUUUUGGGAUCCUCUGCCAUUCCUCCUUGCAGAUCCUCUCCAGUUCUGUCAGGUUGGAUGGUGAACGUUGGUGGACAGCCAUUUUCAGGUCUCUCCAGAAAUGCUCAAUUGGGUUUAAGUCAGGGCUCUGGCUGGGCAAUUCAAGAACAGUCACAGAGUUGUUCUGAAGCCACUCCUUCGUUAUUUUAGCUGUGUGCUUUGGGUCAUUGUCUUAUUGGAAGGUGAACCUUCGGCCCAGUCUGAGGUCCUGAGCACUCUGGAGAAGGUUUUCGUCCAGGAUAUCCCUGUAGUUGGUCGCAUUCAUCUUUCCUUCGAUUGCAACCAGUCAUCCUGUCCCUGCAGCUGAAAAACACUCCCACAGCAUGAUGCUUGCCACCACCAUGCUUCACUGUUGGGACUGUAUUGGACAGGUGAUUAGCAGUGCCUGGUUUUCUCCACACAUACCGCUUAGAAUUGAGGCCAAAAAGUUCUAUCUUGGUCUCAUGAGACCAGAGAAUCUUAUGAGAAUCUUAUUUCUCACCAUCUUGGAGUCCUUCAGGUGUUUUUUUUUUUUUUUUUUAGCAAACUCCAUGCAGGCUUUCAUGUGUCUCACACUGAGGAGAGGCUUCCGUCGGGCCACUCUACCAUAAAACCCCAACUGGUGGAGGGCUGCAGUGAUGUUUGACUUUCUAGAACUUUCGCCCAUCUCCCGACUGCAUCUCUGGAGCUCAGCCACAGUGAACUUUGAGUUCUUCUUUACCUCACUCACCAAGGCUCUUCUCCCCCAAUUGCUCAUUCUGGCCGUACGGCCAGCUCUAGGAAGGGUUCUGGUCAUCCCAAAUGUCUUCCCUUUAAGGAUUAUGGACGCCACUGUGCUCUUAGGAACCAUAAGUGCAGCAGAAUGUUUUUGUAACCUUGGCCUGAUCUGUGCCUUGCCACAAUUCUGUCUCUGAGCUCUUCAGGCAGUUACUUUGACCUCAUAAUUCUACUUUGCUCUCAGCAUGAUGCUAAUUGGUAAAAACAAAAUAAUAGGCCAAUUAAUUCGUUUAGAGAUAUGAAUAUAAAAUAAUUCACACACAUUCACACAGGCCGGCGUGUCUGCACCGGAAAUGAAUUAGUACGUCACUGCACAGGUCACUUCAGAACGUGGGCAGGUUAAAAGUAUAUUAUUUUUAUUAAUAAUAUUUGUAAUAUCAGAUAAGAUCUUUAUAGUACCACAAUGGGGACAUUUUCAUUGUUUCAGCAGCAAUUGUGGAAAUAGGAAUAUAUAUAUGUAGUAUACAUAGCAUGCAAGAGAAGACGUAAUUACAUUUCUUACAUGUACAAGAAGUUCGUUGCACAAAAUAGAAACCAAAACUGAUGUCCACACAUAAACUCUCUAAUUCAGUCCAUCAGCAAUGUUAUUUGUUUGUUUGGAAAAUAGUCCUGAGUUUGAAUUUGUACAUUUGAUAUCUUCUUAAUCUUUUUGUUCUUUUCUUUUCUUUUUCUUGUUUUUUUCCCAGUUACCAGUGUUGAAAACA
This is a messenger RNA of Phyllopteryx taeniolatus (common seadragon), 15361 nucleotides long. It is a transcript of the gene fto, whose product is annotated as FTO alpha-ketoglutarate dependent dioxygenase. The record is from RefSeq and is a predicted model, not a curated record. The transcript has 9 exons. Bases 141 to 1895 code for a protein of 584 amino acids. Gene Ontology annotation, biological process: RNA repair; DNA alkylation repair; regulation of multicellular organism growth. Gene Ontology annotation, molecular function: ferrous iron binding; mRNA N6-methyladenosine dioxygenase activity; broad specificity oxidative DNA demethylase activity. NCBI's taxonomy places the organism in Eukaryota, Metazoa, Chordata, Actinopteri, Syngnathiformes, Syngnathidae.